AUGGCUGAGGCAUAUUCGGAAAAGAAGGUGGUGCCGGUGGUGGGCGAUGACGAGAAGCUCGGACUGGAUGGAGUCAUCAGCGGGGAGAUGCAGGCGGCGGGCCUGAACAGACACGACAGCGGCGAGGACAGCGACAACAUUGUGAUUCGAACGGGUGCCGACGCAGCAGUGCAUCUGCUGCCGAUGCGUGACGACUUUGACAGCGCGCUGACGGUGCGCAGUAUGGUGCUGGCGUCGGGCCUGGCAGCCUUCCAGGCGGUCAUGAGCCAGAUCUACACGUUCAAGCCGACGGCGGUGACGAUCUCGGGCACGUUCAUCGUGCUGAUCGGUUACUUUGUCGGCAACGCCUGGGCCAAGUUUAUCCCGCGUGGUGACCACCAGCUGGCGCUGUGGCGGGAGAAGAAGGGCUUGCCACCGACGGCGGCCGUGGUCCGGACGGGGGAUUUCCACGAACAUGCCGCGGAUGCCGAUGCCGAUGCAGUCGGCCAGAUUGCUACGACUGCGGCCGCCGAGGAGAAGCCGCCGCUCUGGAUCCGGGCGCUCGUACUACUCAACCCAGGACCGUGGUCGCUCAAGGAACACGCGGUGUGCUCGAUCACGGCGACGUCGGCAUCCAACGCAUCGGCCAGCGUGAUGGUGUUCUCGGCCCAGAAGCUUUUCUACAGCAUGGACGUCAGCGCGGUGACGGUGAUCCUCAGCACGAUCUCGAUCGGCCUCUUCGGCUACGGGCUCUGCGGCGUGCUCCGACCGAUCACGGUGUGGCACGUCGAGUCGGUCUACUGGAGCACGCUGCCGACGGUCAAGACGCUGCAGGGACUGCACUGGCAGGACGUCAAGAACUCGCGGCCGCUGCGGGUGUUCUGGUACGGCUUCCUCGGCAUGACGGCGUACGAGUUCUUCCCGGCCUACAUCUGGCCGUGGCUCAACUCCGUCUCGAUCCCGUGUCUGGCCGCGAUGCACACGCACGGCAGCCGGGCCGACAUCGUGACGAACCUCUUUGGUGGCUCCAUCAACAACGAGGGACUGGGACUGCUCAACUUUUCGUUUGACUGGCAAUAUAUCACCUCGUUCAACACGUCGCUCCCCCUGUCGCUGCAGCUGCACUCGCUGGCCGGCUACAUUGUGUGCUAUGCCGUGAUGCUGGCGAUCUACUAUUCGAACGCGUGGAACUCGCGGAUCCAGCCGUUCAUGUCAACGCGGUUGCGCACCGUUCUCGGUGGCAGCUACCCCGUGUCCAAGGUGUUUGUCAACGGGGUGCUGGACGAGACGGCGCUGGCCAAGUACGGGGUGCCGCGGCUAGCGGGCUCGUUUGCCUACGCUAUGUUCAUGGCCAACGCGGCCAUCGGCGCGCUGGUGGCACACUGCUUCCUCUUCUGGGGCGGCGACGUGAAGCGGGCGUUUGCGAGCGCGCGGGCUGGCCGCUACGACGACCCGCAUCACACGCACAUGACCAAGCACUACCGCGAGACGCCGUGGUACUGGUACAUUGCCGUGCUGGUGAUCAGCUUCGUGCUGGGCAUCGUCGUGGUCGUGCACGAGGACAUCUCGCUGCCGGUGUGGGCCUACAUCGUGUCGCUGCUGCUCGGCUGCUUCAUCGCGCCGCUCAGCACGCUGCUCUAUGCGCGCUACGGCAACGGCAUCGCGACCAAUAACCUGUCCAAGAUGAUUGCCGGUCUGGCCAUCCCCGGCCGUCCGGUCGGCAACAUGUACUUUGCCGCCUGGUCGCACAACGUGAUCGUCAACACGGUCAACCUGUCCAACGACCUGAAGCUGGGCGAGUACCUCAAGAUCCCGCCACGCACCAUGUUCCUGACCCAGAUCUACGGCACCGUCCUCGGUGGUUUCAUCAAUUACGCCGUCAUGAUCUCCAUCGUCAACGGUCACCGCGAUCUGCUCGUCAACAGCAACGGUAGCUCGUCCUGGAGCGGCGCCACCAUCCAGUCCUACAAUACCAACGCCGCCUCCUGGGCCAUGGCCAAGUACCUCUACAAGACUGGUGCGCCGUAUGCCAUGGUGCCCAUCGGCCUGGCCAUUGGCGCCGGCGUCGUCGUCCUGCAUCGGGUCGUCGUCCGGUUCGUUCCCAAGAUCCGCGGCCUGGACCUCAGGGACAUCAACAUGCCCCAGUUCAUCCAGUUCGCCGGCUUUAUUCCAUACAACGCGUCGCAGACCUGCGUCAUCUGGAGCCAGCUGAUUGCCGGCUUCUUCGUGCAACUCUACCUGCGCCGCUACAAACCGGCCAUCUUCAAGAAUUACGUGUACCUGGUCACCGGUGCCUUUGACGGUGCCGCGCUGUUUGUGCUCUUCAUCCUAUCGUUUGCCGUCUUCGGCGCCGGUGGUCCGUCCAAGCCGUUCCCAACCUGGUGGGGCAACAACGCGAACGGCUAUUACGACCUCUGCCCGUCGAGCUCGUAA
Messenger RNA from Grosmannia clavigera kw1407, 2412 nucleotides. RefSeq names its product opt peptide transporter. The transcript has 3 exons. Gene Ontology annotation, molecular function: oligopeptide transmembrane transporter activity. NCBI's taxonomy places the organism in Eukaryota, Fungi, Ascomycota, Sordariomycetes, Ophiostomatales, Ophiostomataceae. Gene Ontology annotation, biological process: transmembrane transport. The record is from RefSeq and is a predicted model, not a curated record. Bases 1 to 2412 code for a protein of 803 amino acids.